GUCUUCGACCGCAGAAUGGCAUAGAAUCCGUAUCAGAGCCGGCGUGAUUCCAACCGUGUGUCCGCUGAGCACGCCUAGCCCGCUGAACGGCACGAUGAAAGCAGCUGAUCGAACUGUCUAGCAUGCCCCUCUGCGUGCACUGCGGCACGAUCGCUACUUCACUGCAUGCGACGUACGGUCCUUCGAAUAUCGUCUGCACGGCGUGCUCCGAGUGUCAGCGCUCUGCAGACCCUUACCUCGAGCACGACUUUAUUCUUGUAAUUCUUGAUCUGAUACUCGUCAAGCCCCGCGCGUAUCGGCACCUGCUCUUCAAUGGCAAAGCGCAAGAUGAUGCCCAAAACUCGUCGCAUCCUCUUCGUCGUCAUGGAAUAUCUCACUGGUCCGCCCUUGCAAGGCGGCUCGCAGCCGUGCUACUGAUAGACGCUUAUAUACGGUGGUUUGCACUGUGCGCACAACCUGCGGCCGAAGGUACAGGUGCUCUGUCAUCUCAGCGUGGCACAACACCGCUGCUUGCCGUCGCUCGGACCUUUCUUCCACACAGCCCAUGGCUUUCCCUAUCCGAUUCGGUAUCCCUCUCGGACGUACGACCCAUCGUGGGCUCGUACUUGCUCGUUUUGUGUGCCACUGCAAUAGAUGUGUUGACUCUCCACAGCGUCACCUUCAUGCUUGUCAUUCUAUACCGCGGUGCUACAAGCUGCCUCAAGCGCCUAAGGUUUCGAUACGCAUCUCCAAGUCGCCUGCUUUCGAUGCCCAGCACACCGCCCAUCGAAGGACCCCCGCAAACGCCCAUCACGCCUACGAGCACGUCUUUUGCCUCUAGAAUGGAUAAUUUUAUCGUUGGAGACGGAGCAGAUGCACUCUUCGAAUCGCAUCUUGUUCCCUCUGCGCUCCUCCUCUCCAGCUUGACGCCACUCUUCCUCCUGCUACUCAACCUCUUGUGGGAGUCGAAAAUGCCACGUGCCGACAAGGCUGCCGCAACAGCCGAAAAUGCUUUGAGCGCCACACGGCACACAAUCCCACACCUAUCUGCGCCGACCUGGCGCGACUUUUCGUUCAGUGCGAAUGGUUCAUUCGCCUCUCACAUGGCCGUGAUACUAGAGCUGGGGGUGCAUUUGUAUCAGUCUAUGGUAGUAGAGAUUGAGCAGACGCUGCAGUUUUUCACGAUGGAAUGGGCCAUUCGGAACCUGAUCGGCGGUGUCAGCUCUGGCGUUGCGUUAGCUGUGCUCAUGCCCACGCAACCUCUUGCGACAGUGCUGUUUCUUAGCGCAGGUUGGUAUGCGCAAAUGCUCGUGCGGUUUCACUUGCAGUUCCCGCUAGCUGGAGCGGCGAGCGACAAUCGGCACGCGUGGUGCCCCGUAUGACAAUCAAAGUACGGCAAUCGUAAUGCAAACUGAAAGGUAGAUGCAUGACCUCAAGCAACGUACGAAUACAAGUCUUUCUGGCCUUCGGCCCUCUCUAGAUAUUCCUUGUCAAUCAGAUUGUCAAUCUCCUACAAUUUGUAAGAAGGGAGAAAGGUCAGAAUGGGAAGAGCUUGCUCAGAUCCG
Tilletiaria anomala UBC 951 is the source of this 1544-nucleotide messenger RNA. Its product is annotated as Arv1-domain-containing protein. The transcript has 5 exons. The record is from RefSeq and is a predicted model, not a curated record. The coding region runs from base 123 to 1361 and encodes 412 amino acids. NCBI's taxonomy places the organism in Eukaryota, Fungi, Basidiomycota, Exobasidiomycetes, Georgefischeriales, Tilletiariaceae. Gene Ontology annotation, biological process: intracellular sterol transport; sterol metabolic process; regulation of plasma membrane sterol distribution. Gene Ontology annotation, cellular component: cortical endoplasmic reticulum; Golgi apparatus.